Anolis carolinensis (green anole) is the source of this 1206-nucleotide messenger RNA. RefSeq names its product dynein axonemal light intermediate chain 1 (gene dnali1). The transcript is spliced from 6 exons. Gene Ontology annotation, cellular component: filopodium; axoneme. Lineage: Eukaryota; Metazoa; Chordata; Lepidosauria; Squamata; Anolidae. Bases 55 to 879 code for a protein of 274 amino acids. The record is from RefSeq and is a predicted model, not a curated record. Gene Ontology annotation, molecular function: dynein heavy chain binding.
CAUGGCAACCGCGGCACAACAGGCCCGACGGGCGAGGGCGCCUCCGCCGCCGCCAUGAUUCCCCCGUCGGACUCGCUGCUCCGCUAUGACACGCCGGUGCUGGUGAGCCGCAACACCGAGAAGCGCUCACCCAAGGCCCCACCGCUGAAGGGCACUGCUCCGAUUCCGCCUCCUCAGCCGCCUCCUGCCCCUCCGCUCCCGACACCACCACCCUCCACCCCGGGCCCUGUUCCGCCACCAAUCCCACCUCCGAAGGGCAAACCCCCCGCCCCGUCCCUCGAGGCUGGGAAGCAUGCUGAUGAGAUCCUCAACGCCAUCCUCCCGCCCCGGGAAUGGGCGGAGGGGAACCAGCUGUGGACGCAGCAGGUGUCCAGCACACCAAGCACCCGGAUGGAUGUGGUCCACCUCCAGGAACAGCUGGACCUCAAGCUGCAGCAGCGCCAGGCCCGCGAGACCGGCAUCUGCCCCGUCCGCAGAGAGCUCUACUCCCAGUGCUUCGAUGAGCUGAUCCGGCAGGUGACCAUCAACUGUGCAGAGCGAGGCCUGUUGCUGUUACGUGUACGGGAUGAAAUCCGGAUGACAAUCGCGGCCUACCAGACCCUGUAUGAGAGCAGCGUGGCCUUUGGGAUGCGGAAGGCGCUGCAGGCUGAGCAGGGCAAGGCUGACAUGGAGAAGAAAAUUGCAGACUUAGAGGAAGAGAAGCGGGACUUGGAGAGGCAAGUGAAUGAGCAGAAGGCCAAGUGCGAUGCCACUGAAAAGCGGGAGAUGGAAAGGCGGCAGGUGGAGGAGAAGAAGCACACAGAGGAGGUCCAGUUCUUGAAGCGGACCAACCAGCAGCUCAAGGCACAACUUGAAGGUAUCAUUGCGCCAAAGAAGUAGGCCUCCACACAGACAAGCCAAGGAAGUGUUAUUGGCCGCAAGCGAAUGGGUCUUCAGAGCAUUCCACACCCACUUCCCCAGAGACCCCCUUUUGCCUUGAUCACCUAAGAUUCUCAUAGUGAUUAAAGCCCCUACCCAGUGCCUUCAGUAAUUCCUCUCAACUGGAUUGGGGUUUGCCUGUCGUUCCUAUUUGCUGGGGUUUUUAUAAAAUAUUUUUAUGCAAUAGUAACAAACUUUUUCAGUACUGUGUUCUAUGCAAGAGCCUGUUAGUCCUGGGCCACAAAGGGCUGUGCAGAGACACAUUAAAAUCUAGUCACAUCUCUGAAA